Messenger RNA from Mya arenaria, 3129 nucleotides. RefSeq lists its product as uncharacterized. The record is from RefSeq and is a predicted model, not a curated record. NCBI's taxonomy places the organism in Eukaryota, Metazoa, Mollusca, Bivalvia, Myida, Myidae. Bases 406 to 1848 code for a protein of 480 amino acids. The transcript is spliced from 2 exons.
UGUGUAUAAUAAUCGAUAUGAUGCAAGUAAACGUUGUCUGUAUGUGCACCAGUGCUUCUUUCACUGGAUUUGUUUUCUCUCUCCAAAAUUUAAUGUAAUAAGGACUGACAAAAACUAUAUAUUUCGUUAUGUAAUGUGAUGGAAGUGUGUCGAGGUGUGUUGAAGUUCUACCAGGUAGGGAUUGAAUGUAAUAUCACUAUUGGACACAUAUUGCUUUAAGUACAAUGAAUUUCGACCAUCGGAAUAAUCAAAGCACCCACAGCGAUGUAAAGGAUGUGUAUAUGUCGUGAUAAUUAUUGAUGCGAUCUACUUUCCAUAUAAUUAUGUCUCAUGAUUUGAUAAAGCGCUAUAAAUUAGAAUCCAUAAAGCAAAGCAUGCUCAAAUCAAGGUUGGGUUUGACAUGUCAUGAUAAGCGCACAAAGGCUGAACGAUUACAUUACAUUGAGAAAUUUGGCACAGAAAUAUCCUCAAUAUAAGCUAAUGGUUUUUGAAUUGAAUAUCGGCGGUGAAAGGGAGAGUUUCGAGAACAUUGAAACAUUAUCUGAAUACGUAAGUGAUAUUUUAGACAACGUCGGUUAUGGAAAGUAUAUUGUUGAUCUUCGUCGAAAUUUUUGGAGAGAAUUGGACAAUAAAAGGACAGACAAAUUUAAAAAAGACACGAGGAUUACCACAGGAAGCAAGGGAGAAGGCUUCUCGGUGACGUAUGAAAGUGAUACGGACAGGUUAUAUGUUUACAAGUACGCCAUUUGUAGACUUCCCUGCGAUAAAAAACACGAUACAAAAUACUUUUCAGAGUUUAUCUUGCAACAAGUGAGUGCAGGUUAUUAUAAACUGAAACUUGGAGCAUUUUCAACAGAGGUACAGCCGUUGCAUAGAAUUGAAAAAGCGCUUGUUGAUAGUAAUGGGGAAAAAUUUAUAUCUAAUAAACUCUAUACUACAGGAUUGAUGUCAGACGCUAAAAGUAUUUUGUCAGGGCCAGCGGCAUCGGAGAGUUACGAAUAUUUGAGCUGGGAUUAUGUCAACGCAUUCCGCUGUACAAGUCAACAAAAUAUUCUUUUAAAAUGGACCCUGAGGGAUCGACCACAUGGAUGGCCUUCACAAAGUCUGAUUCAAGGGAUUAAUGAUCAGGAAGCACAAAUGGUUCCAGUUGGAUUUAAGGUUAGCAAAGAAAAAGACAUUGAGUGGCGAGUGUGCUUCGUCCAGGGAGAGCAAAAACUAACGGACAGUUGGAAUGAAUUUCAGUAUAAGGUCUACAUUUUGUUAAAACAGAUCAAAACCUGUUUCUUUAAGCCUAUUUGCGAUGAAAUAUCUUCUUUUAUUCUGAAAAAUGUUACUUUUUGGUAUGUUGAGCAAAACUCAAUUGACAAAUUUUCAAAGCAAAAUCUACUAACAAAUGUGUUUGCAUGUUUGGCAAAGUUGAAAGAUGCAAUUAUACAAAAACACUUGCCGUAUUAUUUCAUAAGUGAGCGGAACCUUUUGCAAGAAAGGGUAGCGGAUCCAGAACAGCAACAACUGACUGAUCAGCUGGACGACCUUAUAGAGCACCCAAUGCAGAUAUUCAAAUGUCCAAAACUGCAAUCAGCUUUGACAGUUACCCGGAGUGAGUUAGCAGAAAAAGGUCGAUGGAGAGAUAAUCUCGAGGAACUGUAUCUGAAGAGCGCCAAUAUUUGGAGGAAAGACAUUCCUUAUGACAAAGAGAAAGAAGCUACACGUGAACUGAUGGAAGACAUUUGUCUUUAUAGUGUUUGUGAUGAAAUUCGUGAUAUGGUCUGGCCAGCUUGGCGCGAGUACCAUGGAAAAGAUAGAUACGAAGAACUAGCCCGGCGUGUGAUGAAAGAACUGUCAUGAUUUCAAUUGACUUGCACGACUUCCAAACCAAAAAUAAACAUGAUAAAUGUUACAACAAACACGCUCUGGUGUCAAAUAUAGUUUAUUCAAAUAAAACCUACCUUUUAUAGUUGGAGAUGAGGAAUGAUUCGGAUCUUAUCACGUACAUGUUAAUAUUUAAAAAUGACAUGAUAUGUCAUAUUUUAUGAUUAUUUAAAAUGCAUUAAAGAAUGGUAUGUGAUAAAAAAAAAUAAAGAUGCACUCUUACUCUCAGAUAAGAUUUACCAUCUUUAAAGUUAUUGAAUUGUUUUAAUAUUCCGAAAAGAAUGAACAAAUGUCAAGUUUCAAGUUUCAAGUUUAUUCAGUAAACUCAUGUCAUACAUGCAUGACAAAAUGAGAAUUGCAAUGAACAUAUUAUACAGUUACACAUAAAGAGGCUUUGAAAAAUGAACUUCAAUCAUAAUAAUAAUUAACAUCAUGGUAUAAAGAGGAGUACAUUAUAUUCUAUAAUUGACUUUUUUAAUGAUACAUUUCAUAAAUUUACACAACUUUGAAAACAUAAAACAAAUGUGUUUGCAUGUUUGGCAAAGUUGAAAGAUGCAAUUAUACAAAAACACUUGCCGUAUUAUUUCAUAAGUGAGCGGAACCUUUUGCAAGAAAGGAUAGCGGAUCCAGAACAGCAACAACUGACUGAUCAGCUGGACGACCUUAUAGAGCACCCAAUGCAGAUAUUCAAAUGUCCAAAACUGCAAUCAGCUUUGACAGUUACCCGGAGUGAGUUAGCAGAAAAAGGUCGAUGGAGAUAUAAUCUCGAGGAACUGUAUCUGAAGCGCGCCAAUAUUUGGAGGAAAGACAUUCCUUAUGACAAAGAGAAAGAAGCUACACGUGAACUGAUGGAAGACAUUUGUCUUUAUAGUGUUUGUGAUGAAAUUCGUGAUAUGGUCUGGCCAGCUUGGCGCGAGUACGAUGGAAAAGAUAGAUACGAAGAACUAGCCCGGCGUGUGAUGAAAGAACUGUCAUGAUUUCAAUUGACUUGCACGACUUCCAAACCAAAAAUAAACAUGAUAGAUGUUACAACAAACACGCUCUGGUGUCAACUAUAGUUUAUUCAAAUAAAACCUACCUUUUACAGUUGGAGAUGAGGAAUGAUUCGGAUCUCAUCACGUACAUGUUAAUAUUUAAAAAUGACAUGAUAUGUCAUAUUUUAUGAUUAUUUAAAAUGCAUUAAAGAAUGGUAUGUGAUAAAAAAAAAAAUAAAGAUGCACUCUUACUCUCACAUAAGAUUUACCAUCUUUAAAGUUA